Messenger RNA from Exophiala aquamarina CBS 119918, 872 nucleotides. RefSeq lists its product as uncharacterized. Lineage: Eukaryota; Fungi; Ascomycota; Eurotiomycetes; Chaetothyriales; Herpotrichiellaceae. The annotation marks the transcript as partial. The record is from RefSeq and is a predicted model, not a curated record. The transcript is spliced from 2 exons.
CUGCCUCGGAAGGAAGGCCCAAAGUCCCUAGAUCUCACCUCUACAGCGGUCUUUGCCGCGUCGAUUGUCUGCCAUUUAUCGGCACUGUAGUGGGGAGGGAAAAGGUACCAUUGGCAAAACUCUCGUAUCAUCCUCCUCUUCAUUCUUUCCUGUUUGCUGCUAGGCUUGUUUCUGGUCUGGCUAGUAUGUAAGAAGGAGGAUGGACAUGUUCCCAUGCGCAUCUUAUCCCAGCGAAGUAUCGCGGCUGGAAUGUUGGUUCUCCUUUUGUAUCUCAGGGGCUGGUUUUGUCUUGGAGUACUAUUUACCCAUUUGGUUGCAAGCUAUCAAAGCGCGAUCAGUAAUAUCCUCCGGUGUUGACUUCCUACCUGUCGUAUCUGCUGCGAUCCUGUUCACUCUCGCCUGGGGCUUUCCGGUCAUGAUUGUUGGAUACUAUGACCCUUUUAUGUUCGUUGCAAGUUCACUUCUAAGCCUCGGAAUUGACCUGCUAACCACAUCAUCGCCAACUUCUCCUAUAGGAGCCGUAUCGAGGUUUCAAGUUCCUGCUAGAGUGACUGCAACAAACCAUCCUAGCAGCUCAGACAGUUCUACUAGCCGAAGAUAUCCCCAUUGGAAUUUCAUUUAUGGUUCUCUCGCAAACUUGAGGAGGCGUCAUAUCGUUAUCCGUCUCUGGGACAAGAUUUUCGAGCUCCUUGUCCUCGAGCGUGGCACGGGCUAUCCCCGUAAUGGACCAGUCCAUUGUUUUGAACGCCGGUGCGACCAGCCUGCGCGAGUUGAUUUCACCAGCACUUCUCGCCACAUCCCUAUAUCUGUACAACAGAGCUAUUGUGAAGACAUGGUGUCUCUCGCUAGCACUAACCUGCUUGUCCCUCUAG